AUGUCGAGACGUAGUCCGAAGAAGAGAACCAUUAUUGACGAUGAGAGCGACGAAGAGGUUGGGAUGAGCUCUGCCGUGCACUCAUCACCAGCUCCGGCCUCCUCGAUCCAGUCGUCGCCGCGUAAUAUGCCUUCUUCCCCAGGUAUCCCCUUUGAGGACGACGAAGAAGAGGAAGAACGCGAAUAUUUCAACGACGUCGAUGAUCUGGAGGAGCAACUUGAGGAACAGACCGGUGUUGAUCUGAUUGGCGAAGGGAUGGAGCGCGAUUAUGCAGUGAACACCGAACAAGACAACUAUGACGAGGCCGAUCUGGACGACCAAGAGUACGACGAAAUUUCCGCCGCAGACAGAAGACGCGUUGACCAGAUGUUGAAUCAACGUGACCAGCUUGUUAGAGGUGCCAAUCUAGAUCUGGACGAUGCUAUGGAAGGUGAUGUCCAAAGAGACGAGUACGGUCUCCCAAUUCAAAGACGUCGUAGAAGACACAGAUACGACGAAGAUCCGGAAGACUACCUGGACGACAUGGAUCCGUUAACCGAGGAAUUGAGUUUAGAGUCCCUCGCAGAGGUCAAGGCACCAUCCAUCUUGGAGUGGAUUGUGAUGCCAAACGUGACUAGAUCCAUCGCCAGAGAACUCAAGUCGUUCUUAUUGGAAUACACCGACGAACAAGGCCGUUCUGUGUACGGUAGUCGGAUUCGGACCCUUGGUCAGCUCAACAGCGAGAGUUUAGAAGUCUCGUACGUGCAUCUGCUUCAUUCCAAGGCGGUCCUUGCUUUGUUCUUGACCACAUGUCCCGAGGAGAUGCUAAAAAUUUUUGACGUGGUCGCCAUGGAAGCCACAGAGCUUCACUACCCAGACUAUAGUCAGAUCCACUCGGAAAUUCACGUCAGGAUUGGUGAUUAUCCUACAAGCAGCAACUUGAGAGAGCUCAGACAAGCCAGCUUGAACUCGCUUGUGCGUGUUAGCGGUGUGGUUACCAGAAGAACUGGUGUUUUCCCGCAAUUAAAGUACGUCAAGUUCAACUGUCUCAAGUGUGACGCGGUUCUUGGUCCGUUUUUCCAGGACUCAAAUCAGGAGGUGCGUGUAACGUUCUGUACUAACUGUCAGUCUCGUGGUCCUUUCAGAAUGAACACCGAGAAGACACUCUACAGAAACUACCAAAGGAUCACUCUUCAAGAGUCACCAGGAUCUGUUCCUGCUGGAAGACUGCCCCGCCACAAGGAAGUGAUCUUGCUCUGGGACUUGGUUGAUGUUGCCAAGCCUGGAGAAGAGAUUGAAGUCACCGGAAUAUACAAGAAUUCUUACGAUGGAUCGCUGAAUGCCAAGAACGGAUUCCCCGUGUUCACCACAGUGAUCGAGGCAAACGCAAUCAAGCGCAGAGAAGGAGCCGCCAAGGGUGUGACCGACGGCUCGUUGAUCGAGGGAGGCCUUUCUCCAUUCCAGUGGACGGAAGAGGAAGAGAAGAAGAUCCGCCAGUUGAGUAAAGACCGUCACAUCAUUGACAAGAUCAUCUCGUCCAUUGCUCCCUCCAUCUAUGGCCACAAGGAUAUCAAGACAGCUGUGGCAUGCUCGCUUUUCGGAGGUGUUCCUAAAGAUGUUAACGGAAAACACUCCAUUCGUGGAGAUAUCAACGUGUUACUGCUUGGUGAUCCCGGUACUGCCAAAUCGCAGAUCCUCAAGUAUGUGGAAAAGACUGCCCACAGAGCCGUUUUCGCUACUGGUCAGGGAGCUUCUGCCGUUGGUCUGACUGCUUCGGUGCGGAAAGACGUCAUCACGAGAGAAUGGACGCUGGAAGGAGGAGCUCUGGUGCUUGCCGACAAAGGUGUGUGUUUGAUUGAUGAGUUUGACAAGAUGAACGAUCAGGACAGAACGUCGAUCCACGAGGCGAUGGAACAGCAGUCGAUUUCGAUCUCCAAGGCCGGUAUUGUGACCACUUUGCAGGCCCGGUGUUCGAUCAUUGCUGCUGCCAACCCGAUUGGAGGUCGUUACAACUCGACAUUGAACUUGCUGCACAACGUGAACCUGACAGAGCCGAUUUUGUCGAGAUUCGACAUUCUGUGUGUGGUGCGAGACCUGUUCAAUCCCGAGGCCGACGAGAGACUGGCCGGUUUCGUGAUUGACUCGCACAUGCGGUCGCAUCCUGCGGGUGAGGUGUCUGCGAGCGAGAAAGAGCACGAGAUUUCUCCGAUCGAGCAGGACUUCCUGGUGAAGUACAUCCACUACGCACGCACGAGAGUCCACCCGAAGCUUAACCAGAUGGACAUGGACAAGGUUUCGCGGGUGUACGCAGAUUUGAGACGUGAGAGCAACACUACAGGCUCGUUCCCGAUUACUGUGAGACAUUUGGAGAGUAUAUUGAGAAUUGCGGAGUCCUUUGCCAAGAUGCGGUUGAGCGAGUACGUGUCAAGCUCUGACCUUGAUCGGGCAAUCAAGGUGACCAUCGACAGUUUUGUUGGAGCUCAAAAAGUGAGUAUUCGGAAACAGCUGCACCGCAGCUUUAUGAAAUAUACCCUUCCUCAGCGAGCAUGA
Ogataea philodendri is the source of this 2529-nucleotide messenger RNA. RefSeq lists its product as uncharacterized. The coding region runs from base 1 to 2529 and encodes 842 amino acids. Gene Ontology annotation, biological process: DNA replication; double-strand break repair via break-induced replication; mitotic DNA replication initiation. NCBI's taxonomy places the organism in Eukaryota, Fungi, Ascomycota, Pichiomycetes, Pichiales, Pichiaceae. Gene Ontology annotation, molecular function: single-stranded DNA binding; ATP binding; 3'-5' DNA helicase activity. Gene Ontology annotation, cellular component: MCM complex; nucleus. The transcript has a single exon. The record is from RefSeq and is a predicted model, not a curated record.